Molecule: messenger RNA, 1200 nt
Organism: Carlito syrichta (Philippine tarsier)
Lineage: Eukaryota; Metazoa; Chordata; Mammalia; Primates; Tarsiidae
Product: zinc finger protein 658-like
Exons: 3
Biological process (GO): regulation of DNA-templated transcription
Source: RefSeq, a predicted model, not a curated record
UGAGCCUCAAAAGUAAACAGGAAAAGUUCUCAGGUAUUUUCUGUGUCACCUAAUUCCGAGACAUUGAACAAAAUAUGUUGCUGAAGGGAUCCGUGUCAUUCGAGGAUGUGAUCGUGGAGCUCACCCAGGAGGAAUGGAGGAGGAUGGGCCCCAGGGACCGGAGCCUAUACAGGGAUGUGAUGCUGGAGAACUACGGCCACCUUGUUGCAGUGGGGUGUUGCAUUACCAAACCCAAGGUUAUCCUCAAGUUGGAGCAAGGAGAAGAACCAUGGUCCCUAGAAGUCAAAUUCCUAAACCAGAAGUACCCAGGAUAUUAUAAAAUUGAUGACCACAUAAAAGAGAUCCAAGAAAAACCAAAGAAGCCUGUGUGUCAAGUAAUAUUUGCUGAUGACAAUGAUAAAACAUUGAGUAAAGAAGAACAGAAAGUUUUAGAAAGACCAUUAAAUCUGGGCAUAGCUCCAGAGUUUUCAGGAAAAAUACCCUGUAAAUGUGACUUUUGUGGAAAGAAUUUGCCAGUUGCUUCUGAGUUAAUUAUAAGUAAAAGAAACGAUUCAAGAAAGAAGGUUGAUUACGUGAAUGUGUUUCAGAAAUUGCAGCUUGAUUUCAAGCAUGAGAAAACUCAUCCUGGAGAGAAAUCUUAUGAAUAUGAUGAAAAUGUGAAAGCGCACAGUUAUAAGAAAGAUCAGUAUCAGAAAUUUCAAACUUUGGGGCAGUCUUUUGAAUAUAAUGAAUUUGGAAAUGUUUUAUAUGAUAAGACGGUGUAUUUUAGGCCAGAGACUUUUGUAACAAGAGAGAAGUCCUGUAAGGAUGGUGAAUUUAGGAUAAACUGUGAUAAAACCUUUUUACUUAACUACAUGACAACUGACACAAGGGAAAAAUGUUCUGGUCUUAAUGAAUGUGGGAAAUCCUGUGACAAAGCCACCAUUUUGGAGUACAAUAAAAUUCACAUGGCUGUAACACACCAUAAAUUUAAUGAAAGUGAGAUAAAUUUCAGUGAAAAGUCAUCCCUCAUUCAGUCUCAGAGAACUGUUAUAGAACAGAGUGCAGACGAAAGCAAUAAAUGUGAAGAAAACUUUAGCCACAGCUCAGGUCAUAUAGUAAGUCAGAAAACACAAAGUGGAAGAGAUAAAUUCUGUGAAUAUAAUGAAUGCACAAAUAUCUGCUACCAGAAAUUAGAUCUUACAAUACAUCUGAGAACUC